ACCGCCGAGGUGCAGAGAAUGGCAUGCGUUAAACAGUGUUUACACUGUACUUUGGCCACUAUGGCGCCCGGUUCUGGUUGUUUUGAGCGCAGAGUGGGUUAUAGACACCGCUGUUCGCUUCCUAACUGAAGUAUUCUCUGAUUUACAGUCUAAUUUUGAAGUUUAAGUAGGUUAUCUAUCUGUAAACUCGCUCAGAAUGGCGGAGAGAGGAGCACAUCUGACCACAGCAGCAGCAGCAGCAGUGGAAGACAGGCCGAGUAUUUUUGAGGUUUUAGCUCAGGACUCGUUGAUGGGUGCUGUCAAACCCGCACUGCAGCACGCCGUGAAGAUCUUGGCUGAAUCCAAUCCUGAUCGAUAUGGAAUUCUCUGGAGGAAGUUUGACGAGAUCUACGCUGUCCUGGACCUCCUGCUGCAGCACCAUUUCCUGUCACGCACCAGUGCAUCAUUUUCUGAAAACUUCUACGGCCUGAAACGGGUAGGUGGAGACAGCACUCGAGCAGCCUACCAAGGCCUCAGCCGUAGGCAGCACCUGCGCUCCUUGCUCCUCCUUGCCCUCCUACCAUACCUGCGGACCAAGCUGGAGAAGGUCCUGGCCCGCCAGAAGGAAGAGGAUGACUUCUCCAUACGGCUGCCACAGUCCUUUACUCAGAAGAUGUACAGGGCCUUUCUGGCUGUCUACCCUUACGUGUGCAUGGCAUGGGAUGGCUGGACAUUUUUCCAUCAGCUGUUUUACGUUUUUGGAAAAACACGGACACACUCACCCCUGUUGUGGCUGGCUGGAGUUAAAUUGUCUUACCUCACAGCUCAUGACAUUCGCAGCUUGGAUCUCAAACCAACAGGCCCCGCACUGAGCCCCAGUCAGAGCAUUGGAGAGAAGCUGCAUCGUGUAUUGUCCACAAUGGUUGGAGGCGUGGCAGUAUCUCUCUCCACUAGUCUCUCUCUGGGUGUGUUUUUCCUGCAGUUUCUGGAGUGGUGGUACUCCUCAGAGAACCAGAGCAACAUAAAGUCGCUCACAUCCCACCCUACACCUCCACCCCCACUUCAUCUGGAGGACCAGGACUCUCACACAAACAAUAAAGUCUGCCCACUGUGCAGGAAGUUGCGCAGCAAUGACACGGCCCUGGCUACUUCAGGCUAUGUCUUCUGCUAUCGAUGCAUAUACAUGUACGUCAAAGCCAACCACCGAUGUCCCCUCACAGGCUAUCCCUCUGAACUGCAGCAUUUAAUCAAAAUCUAUUCACCGGAAGGGUAGAGUUCAAGUGGUUUUGCAGCAUUUAUUGUGCAUUUCCUGAUAAUUCACUUACAAGACCUACCCCUAUGACAGUGCAAAGUACCGUAAUCUUUAUGGAAACAAGAUCAGUUUUGUGUACUUGUAAAUUACCAAAACUGUUGAUUUAAGUCAUGAAUAAUGCCAAUUUUUAUUGCUGAACUAACUGGAUGAGCUUUUGAAUAUAAAAACUCAUAAGCUGUGAAAAAUGUGAAGGCUUUAGCAAGGUUCAGUGACAUUGUACUUUGGAGAAAGGCAUUCUCUGAAACUACAUGAGCAAGAAAAUUGUUGUGUGACUCAGCUACUAUGCAAAUGAAAGUUAUGCCCAAAAAUCUGCUUUGGAGACCCCACAUCUAAAAUCGAGGCCAAUAUACAACUCCUAGGGUUCUGUUGAGCAACAUUAAUGCUCCACCUGCAGCAUGCUGUUGCAGGGGCUUGGUCCUCACUUUUGAAGUGAGACAUUUCUCAAAGCAGUUACAAUGAGUUAUAUAUGCAUUUAAGAUAAAAGUUAAUAAUUUGGUUGUCUUGGGAUAUACACAGUAGCAUCUUAACUGUUGAGAAAAGUGGCAUCCUUUACAUGUUUAUCUUUAUUGAAACACCCAUAAAAAGGACUCUUUUUAGAAUUCUGUUGCAAGCACACACACCCCUUAAAUCAUCUCAGUGAUUAAAAAAUAAAAUACUCUAGCCGUUCCCAGCAAGCUUGCCAAAAAUGUUUUAACCCAGCAUUUUUAUAAAAUUAACAUUCCUUGAGAUAUUCUUCUAAAAACUAGACAGUUUGUUCUGAAACAGCUCUACACAAUUGCCCCCAUUCGCUUUUAUUGAAACCUUUCUCAUGUUCUUGAAAUAAAAGCAUGAUGUUUGCUGUUCAUAAUUUUUAAAUUAAAAAGGUUCUGUAGAAUCACAUUCUAAUGUUGCGUUUUUAAAUGACCAACUUUCUUAAUGCUUCCUGGGCUGCAGCUAUAAAAGGCUUUAAAGCUCAUUAAAAACUCAUUACAAACCUUCCCCCUCAGUGUUGGGAAAAUAUUUACAGCUCCUGUGAAAGAGACACUUAACACACGUCAAGUGUUUGUCAGAAUUAGUUUAUUAAUAAAUGACAACACAACUGCAUAUGAAAGGAGUGUGUUACUUCACAUGUCAAUGCCUUGGAGAUUUGUUUGACAAAAACACAAAGGUAAAAGAGCCUUGCCCUAUUUACAAUUGCUUAGCAAUAAAUGCACUCUCAGUAUUUUAGGUACAUUUGUUGCUUUGACACGCACGCACACGCACACACGCUAAAUAAAGUGAUUAAUAUUCAAAGAUACAGCAUACAAUAUUUGUACAGUAAAGUAAUUAACAUAUAAAGCUACCUUGUUACCAACAAUCACUGCCAGUCAGCAAAUCUGUGGCAGAAACCCUAGAACUGUUUCACUCAGCUCAAGUCCAUCACCCCACGAGGGUUUAAAGACUGGAUUGCUAAAUGUCCAGUUUCCUUCUUUCUUUGUUUUUUCAAAUAUGACCCCAAACAAACAUGGCACCAUUUUAGGACUAAGCAGCCACAAGAUAUUUAGAUAAAAUCCCAAGUGCUUAUAAUGCCUGACAGCAUUCCAGAGAAAGCUGUGGGAACGUACUUUCAGACUAGGGUGCCUUCCACUGAAAAACAAGCUACAAGGCUAGACUGCAACAUCCAGAAAAGCUUUAUAAUAUCUAGCUAGACAGUUCAAUUAUAGGGCCAGGCUCAUGCUCAGUGGUGUUGAAGUGAUUGUGGUGUAUGGAUUAUAAGCAAAGCCCCCAAACGCUAAAUUUAUAUACAACGAAAAGCCUCGUUACAUUUUGUUCAGUUAUAGUUUUAGCAAGCUAAACAUAGCAACAGCUCUGUAUCCAAAAGGAAAGUUUACACCAGCUCUAAACUGUGGGCAAAUACAUUUGGUUCACUGGCAAGGAAGUGAUGGUCUACAUCCCCCUGCAUUUCACCUGACUAAGCCCAUUAAGUGAACAGUCCAGAGCUGCAAUACUCAUCAGUCCAGGCUAAAGAUAGAUGAGCACAAAAUGCUUGUUCCCAUAUCCAUGACCCAACUCUAACCAGAGGUUCAUUGCAGGGUCCCAGAGGGGCUGCCCCUGUCAACAGGGUUUGUUUAACACCCCCACGAGCAGAGCCUAGAACAGAAGAGGAGGGAAGAGGAAAGAAUUAGGGGUAGGUCAGAGCACACUAAAUAGACUUGAUUUUUUCCACGUUCUAACCCAGCAAAAAACAUUUUGUCUUGGUGCUGCAAGGCUAAAGUAGCCAAUAAUGACAACUCUAUCAGGGUUCCCACAGAGCCUUAAAAAGUCUUCAUUUAAAAUCCAGGUAAUUAAGGUCUUAAAUUUACUGUAAAUUUGAUGCAGGCAUUACAUUUUCAGAUGGUGCGUUUAAUGCCGGUGGGAAAACAGUGGCCCAUCGUAAACAUCUAAUCCAGGGAGAGAACUAAGGUAAGCAGGAAGCUAGCUAACAUACUAACAUUAGCAGCAAGUUAGCUAACAUUAUCAGGGAGAGAAGCUAAAGAUUUUUGGCUCUUAAAUUAUAUUAAACGAAACCUUAAAAAGCAUAAAAUUUUACUUAAAUGGUGCAAAAGCGCUGUCUAGUGUUAAACCCUGAUUUAGAUAGCCAGUCAAGCCACAAUCUUGCUUUAGCUGGGUCAGUUGUAACAAUGACACUUACAUGGUUAUAUUAAAAAAAAAAAAAAAAAAAAAAAACCUUCAUUAGACUUAUAGCCCAUUUCCCAAAAACCUUUAGAAGCAGCUUGAAAAGCAAAUCUUUCUCCGGUUGGGGUACAAGGAAAAUGAGAAAAUUUGACCCAGUCACCACGAAAUUGUGUGAAAAAGUAAUAAUGUUUACAUAGCUUCCCAAUUAACAUACAACCAUUUACCACACUUCACAAAAAGUGUGUUUGAGGGUUGAUUAACUUACAAUAUAAUGUAAAAUGUUUAACUGUAAAUCCUAACAUUAGCAAGUUUAAGUCUUUCCCCUAUUUUCCCCAUGUCUUCCUUCCAUAUCCCUUAAUUAAAAAAUAGAUAAAAAUACCUCUGCCGAGUUUUAUAAUUGCAGUUUCAUGACCACAGGCCACUACUGCAAGAUGCCACCCUCCAAAAAAAAAUUAAGAUAGGAAGGCACUUAACAUUUUCUUUAUUCUAAAAGACUGAGAGGUUGGAAAUUGUUACUUAUGUGGUAUACAUGACCAGUUGUCACUUUGUGAGUGGUAAAAACAGGACAGCAAAAAAAAAAAAAAAAAAACACACACACACACACACAA
Molecule: messenger RNA, 4533 nt
Organism: Astyanax mexicanus (Mexican tetra)
Lineage: Eukaryota; Metazoa; Chordata; Actinopteri; Characiformes; Acestrorhamphidae
Gene: pex12
Product: peroxisomal biogenesis factor 12
Exons: 3
Coding region: 197-1252 (351 amino acids)
Biological process (GO): protein import into peroxisome matrix; protein monoubiquitination
Cellular component (GO): peroxisomal membrane; peroxisomal importomer complex
Molecular function (GO): protein binding; zinc ion binding; ubiquitin-protein transferase activity
Source: RefSeq, a predicted model, not a curated record